Impatiens glandulifera is the source of this 595-nucleotide messenger RNA. Its product is annotated as photosystem II reaction center W protein, chloroplastic-like. Gene Ontology annotation, cellular component: photosystem II; chloroplast. The record is from RefSeq and is a predicted model, not a curated record. Gene Ontology annotation, biological process: photosynthesis. The coding region runs from base 76 to 489 and encodes 137 amino acids. Lineage: Eukaryota; Viridiplantae; Streptophyta; Magnoliopsida; Ericales; Balsaminaceae. The transcript is spliced from 2 exons.
UCUCUUUUAUUAUUAUGUACAACAAAUAUCAAAUAAAACACUACUUUCUUCAAUCUUAAUCUAUUGGGUUCAAUAAUGGCUUCCUUCGCCGGCGCUUCAUCUGUUACUGCAACAGCUCUUCUGCAGAAGAGAUCGCCAUCUCUUCAACCUUCCGCAAUAUUGGGAUUGCCGGCAAUGUCAAAGAUAAGUAAGGUUGGGAAAGUGAGGUGUUCGAUAGAUCAAGAGAAGGGAGAGGAGGAAAUUAAGGGUUUAACCACGAUGGGAAAAGGGGCGGCUUUGAUGGCGGCAGCAAGUGCGGCGGCGUUGUCUAGCCCAGCCAUGGCUCUGGUGGACGAGAGGAUGAGCACCGAGGGGAUUGGUCUUCCAUUUGGUCUGAGUAACAAUUUACUAGGUUGGAUACUUUUGGGGGUGUUUGGUUUGAUCUGGGCACUGUAUACUGUUUACUCAGGAACCAUUGAUGAUGAUGAGGAAUCUGGAUUGUCUCUCUAGAUUCAUGUUUUAUAAUUUGUAACUAUUAUUAAUGCUACUAUUAUUAUGUAAUGAAUGGCACUCGAUCCUCCAUAAUCAAUUGUGUAUGUGUGCUCUUCUUGGUUAA